AUGGUUGGUAGGCCAUUACCUAAUCAUGAAGUUAGAGUGGUUGAUAAUGGGCAACAUUGGUUUGAUGAUAGUGAUUUUGAAGAUUUCCUUGUUGCUGCUAAUUCAGUGGAUAAUGAGUUAUUCCCUGAACCAGAAAAUGAAAUACAAGUUGUAGUUGAUGACAUAAUUGAUGAGGGGAUGGAAUUUCCAGACAAGACCGCUUUUAAGAAACAUCUCAGAAAAUACUGUGUAUCUACUAGGACAGAAUGCAGGUUUAGUAAGAGUGAUAAUAUUAGAAUCAAGGCUGUGUGUAAAGGAUUUGGAGAGCCCAUUCUAUGUCCGUGGUAUAUAUCUGCAAGGAGGAUCCCUGGUGAGGCGACUUGGAGCAUAAGAGAUUUCCACUUGCACCACACUUGUAUUGGGGAUCCUUAUGAGAGGAACUCAUGUGCAAAUCCAGAAUUUGUAGCUCAACAUGUGAUCAACAAGCUAAGGGAGUCACAUGGAAAGAAUGUACCUAAACCUUCUGAGAUUGAUGCCGAGUUUUGGACAAGCCACAACACCUUGAUCCCGUAUCACGUUGCAUGGAAGGCUAGAAACAAUGUGUUAGAGAGGAUAAACGGAAGCUUUGAUGAGAGUUUUAGACUCAUACCAAGUCUGUGUGAAAUGAUCAAAAGGACUAAUCCCGGAUCAAUUGCUACUUUCACUUACGGAAGAGACAAUCGCUUUGAAUCUGUGACCAUAUCUUUUGAUGCCACAAUGAGGGGUUUUAUAAAUGGUUGUAGAAAUGUGGUUGGGCUGGAUGGUUGUCACCUGAAGGGAAAGUAUGGUGGCUGUCUACUAUCUGCCACUGCUCUUGAUGGGCAGAAUGGAUUGGUUCUUUUGGGUAUCAUGGUUUGUAGAAACGAGUGUGCGGAGAACUGUUUCUUGUUCUUGAAUAAUCUCAAGCAUAGAUUGGUUGAUCAUCUCGUUGAGCCAAUCAACUUCAUAUCUGAUAGACAGAAUGGUUUGAGAGACGUUGUCCAAAAGUUGUUCCCUACUUCACCACAUAGGCACAUGUAUGAAAACUUCAAAAUGCACUACAAGGGAUCUAAACUACACACACUAUUCUGGAAUGCUGCUAGAGCUUAUAAGCCUAAACACUUUCAGGCACACAUGGAUAGUAUGAUGUCAAAGAAUGUUAGUGCUUGUCAGUAUUUGAUGGGCGAGGAUCCUAAAAGCUGGUGCAGGGCCUUUUUUGACCACAAGAGCGCUUGUGAACACUUGAGUAACAACUUUUCUGAAAGUUUCAAUAACAUGAUAACCAACAUUAGGGAGAAACCUUUCUGCAAGCUAGUUUUGAUGUAUGGACAGCUGGUGAUGGGGCUGUUUUACAAGAGAAGAAAUGCUUGUGUUGGAUGGGAUUCUGGGGAUUUGGUUCCUACUGCUAAAAAAUUAUUGAAGAAGAUGUUUAAGAAAACAGGGGAGUAUAAGGUAGAAGGAGCGGUUGCUGGCAAGCUUUAUGAAGUCACAAGCAUACAUAAUACAAUAUUCACUGUUGACCUUGAGAAACAUACUUGCAGCUGCAUGCAAUGGCAGCUGAGGGGUUUCCCUUGUCAACACGCAGUCUGUGCUCUGCAGCAAAUCAGGCCCAAUUGGGUUGAGUAUUGUGCCAGAUACUACUCAGUAGAUAACUACAGGACCACCUAUGCCCCUGAUAUGGUGCCAUUGGAAGGGUCUGAGGACUGGGAUGAGCCAAGAACAACUAUUAUUCCUCCAUUGCUCAUUAGGAAACCAGGCCGGCCUAGGAAGAACAGAAGGAAGGUCUAUAAUGAGACCCUAUCCGAGAAGAAAGUCAGGUGCUGCAGCAAAUGCAAGCUGCCUGGUCACAACAAGACAACUUGUCCUGGUGGUGCAAUUGGCUCUAAUACAAAGACAAAUAGGUCUACAUCUGAAGAGGGCGGACUGGCAUUUCAAUCCCAAUCAUCAUCACAAGAUGGAAGUGUUGGUGGUUCUAUGCCUGCAAAGAAGAAGCCAAGAAAAGCUACGACUCAGCAGUAG
Molecule: messenger RNA, 2016 nt
Organism: Papaver somniferum (opium poppy)
Lineage: Eukaryota; Viridiplantae; Streptophyta; Magnoliopsida; Ranunculales; Papaveraceae
Exons: 6
Coding region: 1-2016 (671 amino acids)
Molecular function (GO): zinc ion binding
Source: RefSeq, a predicted model, not a curated record